Messenger RNA from Leptopilina heterotoma, 1737 nucleotides. Its product is annotated as peptidyl-prolyl cis-trans isomerase-like 4. The record is from RefSeq and is a predicted model, not a curated record. Gene Ontology annotation, cellular component: nucleus. Gene Ontology annotation, biological process: protein peptidyl-prolyl isomerization. The transcript has 4 exons. Gene Ontology annotation, molecular function: peptidyl-prolyl cis-trans isomerase activity; RNA binding. Lineage: Eukaryota; Metazoa; Arthropoda; Insecta; Hymenoptera; Figitidae. Bases 152 to 1489 code for a protein of 445 amino acids.
CAGCUGAGUGUAUACGAUUGGCCGCCGUUCUAAAUAUUCCAUACCCGCAGUUGCACACAGUUGUUUAAACAUAAACAACUUUAUUGAAAAUAAGAGUUUUUAACAUUAUUCCAUAUAUAUCAAAUAAAGAAAUAUAUUUUUUUAUUAUAAAAUGGCUGUUGUCAUCGAAACAACCAUAGGAGAUUUUACUGUGGAUUUAUUCAUUAAAGAACGACCUCAAACUUGUAAGAAUUUUUUAAAAUUAUGCAAAAUGAAAUACUACAAUUGGAAUUUAUUUCACUCUGUACAAAGUAAUUUCAUAGCACAAACAGGAGAUCCAACUUCUACUGGAACAGGAGGAGAGAGUGUUUAUGGAAUGAUUUUGGGUGAAAAGGCAAGAUAUUUUGAAGCUGAGAAAAUGCCCAAAAUUAAGCACGAUAGAGUUGGACUUUUGUCAAUGGUUGAUUGUGGCAAUAACAUGUUGGGUUCUCAAUUUUUCAUUACAUUAGCUGCAAACUUGCAUUCCUUGGAUGGGCAACAUUGUGUUUUCGGUGAAAUUUCAGAAGGUUUUGAAAUCAUUUUAAAAUUAAAUGAAACAAUUUGCGAUGGAAAGGACAGACCAUAUCAGGACAUUCGAAUAUCUCAUACUGUUAUUUUAGUGGAUCCAUAUGAUGAUCCUGUGGGGCUUUUAAUACCAGAGAGAAGUCCCGAACCUCAUAAGCAAGUUCUAAUGAGUGAUCGAAUCGGCGCUGAUGAGUCUAUUGAUGACACGGAAGGAAUGACUGCCGAUGAAAUUAUGGAAAUACAAAAAGAGAAAGAGGCAAAGGCACGAGCAACGAUAUUGGAAAUUGUUGGUGAUAUCCCCGAUGCUGAUAUGGCUCCACCCGAGAAUGUCUUAUUUGUUUGUAAAUUAAACCCGGUUACAAAUGAUGAUGAUUUGGAGAUUAUUUUCAGUAGAUUUGGAGAUAUAGUCGGAUGUGAAGUAAUAAGGGACCGUCAAAGUGGUGAUUCUCUUCAAUAUGCUUUCAUUGAAUUUGGUAACCGUAAAAGUUGCGAAGAGGCUUACUUGAAAAUGAAUAACGUAUUAAUCGACGAUCGACGAAUUCACGUUGACUUCUCACAAUCAGUGGCAAAGGUUCGCUGGCGUGGGAAAGGAAAGGGAUUUCAUUAUUUUACGGAGGGAACUGAAAAUUACAAAGAUCCAUCUAGGCAGAAGGGAAAGGAAAAAUAUCAUUCAAAUCAAGAUAUUCGUGAAAGUGCUUCUUCUCAUCGUUACAAGGAACAGGAAAGUAGACGUGAAUAUAAAAAGGAAGAAAAAAAGUCUGAUCAUAAAUGGAUGAAGAGUUACAAGAGAAAUUCUCACAGCAGUCGAUCAUCAGAAAAGAGAGAAGAACGUAAAUAUUCCAGAAGGAGUAAAAGUAGAAGUAGAAGUAGAGAAAUGGACAAUUAUAAAAACUCCCAUAAAGAUAAAUAUAAAAGUCACAAGAAAGAUAGGACUAGAAGAAAGUGAAAGUAAAUAAAUUAAAAAAACUUGAUGUUAUUUUUUACAAUGAAAUAUAGAAAAAGUGUUUUCUCAUAUUGAAAAUAUUUUAUUGUUUAAUAUUUAAAUAUAAAAUUUCAAUUUAAAUAAGGUACGUAUAUUGAUAGUGUUUGAUAAUUUUAUGUAUUGUACAUACUUUUAUAGUUGAAACAAACAAAAAUUUAAUUUCUUAUGUUAGGUGAAAGACAAGAUGUAGUAAAGUUACUCAAAACUUUAAA